AUGCUCACUCGCUUCCCACUGUACAACGUCUCCGGGUCAUCAUCCGCCUUCUGGCACGGCGAGAUUGACUCGGGCAGCUGCCUCGAGGCAGACACCGCGCGCCCUCCCACGGGCCGGCUGCGCACCUGCUCGUGCCCGCCGUGCCAAGCCGCCACGACCGCGACGCCUGGCGACUACGUGUUCUGUCUUCCGUCGCUCGUGAUCAUCGGGAUGGCCAAGGCGGGCACGGAGGAGAUGCGGGGCUGGCUCUCCUCGCACCCGGCGAUGCGCGUCACCACAGAGAGAGAAACGCAAUUCUUUAAUCAGCUGUUUGGCGCGGCCGGCGGCGUGCCACAGCGGCAGCAGGGCAGGGGAAAGCGGGCGGGCGGGCGGGCGCUCGCCGAGGAGAGCCCGGCCGCGGUGCAGGCCCGCGUGAUCGCCGACCUCGCCUCCGCCUGGCCGCGCUACGCGUCGCUCUUCCCGGUGCUCCGGUCGGAGGUUGGGCGCGUGCUCACGUUUGAGAAGAGCGCCGGCUACACGCACACGCGCCGCAAGGGGUCGAGGGUGUCGGGGCUGGUCGACGUGGUGCCGACGCUGGCGCACCGGCUGAUGCCGAGCGCCCGCUUCAAGUGCGGCGGCAGCGUGGACGCCGACUUUGAGCAGAUGGUGCUCCGGUGGACCUACUGCCUCGCGACUUCCAAAAGCGUCGCCCCAAAGCGCAAGCUCUCUGCCGCGUGGGAGGCUGCCCUCCGCCUCGCAUACACGCCCGUCAUCCGCCGCUUCAAGGAGGCGCUGCCGUGCCUGCAUGCGCCGUGGCGCGAGGCGGACGGCGAGCAUGCCGGCGAGGCGGCGGACAACAAGGAGACGGGCGCACACGAGGAGCUGCGGCGCAAGAUGUGCCCCUGAAGCCCCUGAGGACGAGCCCCCCCCCCGCACCCCGGCACUACGCGACCCAUGACGUAACCCCUCAGGGCAUGCCUCCGUCAGGGGGCACAGGGGGCGCUCUUGGAGUCCGUGAAUCACUGCGUGGGUGUGUCGGUGCGCACGUGUGCCCCGUGUCCGUGUGGUGUGUGUCACCCGCGGAUCGACUGCCGAGUGCGCGUAACCGCAGAGAAGUGAGUGAGUGUCAGUCUCAUAGCGACCUCUCUUUGUCGCACGAUUCACACGUGCAUGGCUCGAGCCUCUAGACUCGACAUUC
This is a messenger RNA of Emiliania huxleyi CCMP1516, 1177 nucleotides long. RefSeq lists its product as hypothetical. Lineage: Eukaryota; Haptophyta; Isochrysidales; Noelaerhabdaceae. The transcript has 4 exons. The coding region runs from base 1 to 885 and encodes 294 amino acids. The record is from RefSeq and is a predicted model, not a curated record. Gene Ontology annotation, molecular function: sulfotransferase activity.